Molecule: messenger RNA, 609 nt
Organism: Geodia barretti
Lineage: Eukaryota; Metazoa; Porifera; Demospongiae; Tetractinellida; Geodiidae
Source: the annotation of a GenBank genome assembly
UACAGCAGGUGUCUCUCAAGGUGUCUGGGCCCCAGAAAAAAACUGGCUGUCACAGCAUUUGCUGAAGCUCUCAACUUUUGUUUCAAAGACGGCUUGAAUGCCACUCGAGACUACAGAGCUCUGGCUGGACUUUUCCCUGUAUUGAGGGUGGCAACAUCCUCUAUCAGGAAGGUCCUUGAUUCUUUUGCUGGCUACGCCAUGCACGUCUGUCAGUGCAAAUUUCUCACUUGGUCUCUUUUUUGUGGAGGUUACAUUGUGAAAUACCUCUGGAUAAAUCAGCCAGGUUCUCCUACAAAGACACUGGCAAUGACCUUUAUGAUUUUCUCUCUACUGCCACAUGUCAUGGUGCUUAGUUGGGCAGGGUACAGGCUAACUGGUCACAUAAAGCGAACACUGACUCGACACAGUCACAGGUUCAACUUGCUGAACUGCAGAACCAAUGGAUACCAGGAAGUGAAACUGACUGCCACCACAUUUACUCGUUUAUAUAUACCUCUGAAAUUAUCAGGGUACACUUUAAUGGACAAAAAUAUCUUAUUGGUUUUGUAUGUUACGUGUGCUUUUUACUUUCAUGCAUAAGUUGGGUGUAAGAGGACGUUUAGGAAGGAA